GUAGUGUAGAAAUAUUUUCGAGAGUCAUACUUCGCCAGCCAUUAGAAGUCGAAAAAACCAAGCUCUCUGAAGAUGCCAAAGAGUUUACAUUUUCAGAUCGUAAAGAAAUAUUUUCAAGAAGCUUACUUUGUUGGCCAUUAUCUUUCGAAUGA
Molecule: messenger RNA, 152 nt
Organism: Dentiscutata heterogama
Lineage: Eukaryota; Fungi; Glomeromycota; Glomeromycetes; Diversisporales; Gigasporaceae
Source: the annotation of a GenBank genome assembly